AUGUUUGAAGAUCCAGAAUUCGAAUGUUGUGAUGAAAAUCUUCCACCACUGCUUCGAAAUGAAGGAGUUAUUUGGCUUCGUCCUCACGAAAUAGCAGUUUAUUCACGAUUUCUCUCAUCGAGUCACCCGAAAAGGGAAGAAGUUAUUCAAAAAUUCGGUGGUGGAUUCUUUCUCGCAGCAGUUAUUUCUUUGACGAAAGAUCCAGAAUUGAGUUUGAAAGUUGUUAAGAAUCAGCCAAUUGAUAGAGGUUACUUCGAGUUCACAUUCUUCACUGAAGAUGAUACCAUCGUCGUCAUCAAAAUAGACGAUCGUCUUCCAACAAAAAAUGGAGAAUUGCUGUAUUCUCAAGCACCAGCUGACACCUUUUGGUGCCCACUCUUGGAGAAGGCUUUCGCUAAAUUCAGAGGUGGCUAUCAACAUCUUUCGAUUGGAAACUUGGAAGAUUCCCUGAGAAUGUUAACUGGAAAAGAAGUUUAUCUAUUCGAGACUGAGCAUUAUACUCCUAAUCAAAUUCAUUCAAUGAUCAAGAAAUACUUAAACUCUACCAGAAUUCUAUGUUGCAAAAUGAAACAUUCGGAUGGAAACAAUGGGGAAUACGGGAGAUCAUUAGCCAUAUCAGAUGCAAUUCAUGGCAACAAUGGACUGCUGAUUUCACUGAGUGAUCCAAAAAUUCCAUUUGACUCUGAUCUGAGUAUUGAAGAGUUUAAGAAUGUGAUAGAUGUUGUCUUCUUUUUGUCUCCGAAAGAAGAAGAAAUGAGAAAAGAAAAGGAUGUAUCAAUAUUGCGUCGUAUUGAUCCCUUCGGAAGAAAUGUUUAUACAAGUGGUCUUGUUAGUAAUCAGAAUUCUCAAAAUAAUAGCCCAUGUGUGUUAAUGUGA
Molecule: messenger RNA, 876 nt
Organism: Caenorhabditis remanei
Lineage: Eukaryota; Metazoa; Nematoda; Chromadorea; Rhabditida; Rhabditidae
Exons: 3
Coding region: 1-876 (291 amino acids)
Biological process (GO): proteolysis
Cellular component (GO): cytoplasm
Molecular function (GO): calcium-dependent cysteine-type endopeptidase activity
Source: RefSeq, a predicted model, not a curated record